This is a messenger RNA of Thunnus maccoyii (southern bluefin tuna), 1096 nucleotides long. RefSeq names its product grass carp reovirus (GCRV)-induced gene 2p (gene gig2p). Lineage: Eukaryota; Metazoa; Chordata; Actinopteri; Scombriformes; Scombridae. The transcript has 2 exons. Gene Ontology annotation, molecular function: NAD+ poly-ADP-ribosyltransferase activity. The coding region runs from base 102 to 752 and encodes 216 amino acids. The record is from RefSeq and is a predicted model, not a curated record. Gene Ontology annotation, cellular component: cytoplasm.
GUGAAACUUUCUGAGCGCUGACAGAGAGAAGUCUUCACCUGACGAGCUGCUGGUCUUUGCAGAGCUUCAUCAUCUUUUAUCAGUCACAUUUCUAAAGCAGAAUGUCAAUACAGUUCUCUGGCUGGGAGGUGGUCGACGAUGGUGCUUCUUUUCCUGGUGUGGAGCUGGCGGCGUCACAGAAACCACAAAACCGGGGUGUCUACACUAUGUACCAUGGGACCAAUGUUGCCAGUGCACGGCUCAUCAUCGCCAAUGGUUUUAAUCCAUCAUCAGGUGGCACGCUGGGAAGGGGCGUGUAUGUCAGUCGUGAUAAGAGAAAGGCAGAAAAUUAUCCAUUAAGAUGUCUACCUGCAGACCGUAUGGUCUUUGAGGUACGAGUGCGUGUUGGUCGCGUUAAGCGUAUCGACAAGGACAACCAUCAUAUGCAACUCACCUGGCAUGCAAAUGGUUACGACACUGCCUGGUUGCCCCCCAAUAUUGGCCUAGAGGAGGAUUGUGUGUUUGACCCUAACAGAGUGAAAGUCGUGGGCAUUGCAAAGGCACCAAACCCCACCAUCCUGGCAGAGCUUAAACAACUCAUUGCAAAAAGAUCCAAAGCAUCCGGGAGAGGAGGCAGUGAUGCUGCGGAUGUGUGUUCACUGUGUAAAAGAAAGACCCAGCGGGGUUCCACACACAUCAAGCAACAGUGCUGGAAGUGUGGGCAAAACAUCUGCAUCCUCAUGUCCAAGCAUUUCUGUCCAGACAAACCCUGACAGGGGGUGAGAGAAGAAGAUGAAAAACAACAGAGGUGUUCAAUAUGGUCUUUGUAUGAGCUGAAUGCUGAGUGAGGGGGAAACUAAACCUGAAAUCAAUCAGACUUUGUAAACAAGACUCAUAAUCUUCCUUUUCCUUCCCUAAAGUGAUAAGUGUAAUAGGUACAACAUGUUAAAAUAGUUCCUGCUGAACAUGUUAUCUGUUAUUUUCUGUGAUGUAAAAUUUGAAACGUGAUUUGAUAAUAUUCUCACAAUUUUGUGAAAUUUAUUGAACACUAAAUUUAUUGAACGCUAAAUCAUGUGACAUGUCUAAAGCCAAUAAACAUCAUUAUUAUGAUAUCAGA